This is a messenger RNA of Bursaphelenchus okinawaensis, 702 nucleotides long. The record is from the annotation of a GenBank genome assembly. NCBI's taxonomy places the organism in Eukaryota, Metazoa, Nematoda, Chromadorea, Rhabditida, Aphelenchoididae.
AUGGCAGUAAAUCCAGAAAACGUCCCAAAACUAAACUACCUUGGCGUUAUCAAAGUCCACACCCAAAACUCAAUCUCGCCUCAACCUUCACAACCUACAGAUGAGCAGAAUAAGCUGACCAGAUCUCUGGAAGAACAAAUUAUCGACCAAAUCGACUGCGCUCAAAUAUCAGGCAAGUAUAAUAUAAAAUUAAAACGUUUUGUUAGAUAAAAUAUACUUUUUAAAUGACUAGAUACUACUACACUAUUCAAAAGCUAUCAAGAAAAAUAAUAUUUAAUAUAUUAUUGUAGAGUUUCAGGCGAUUUACCCCGAAAAGACAACGAAAAAUCGAUUUUGAUUGGCCUGCAAACCUCGCCGUUGGGAAUAAAAUUGACAAACCUCGAAACCAACUUGUGUGUUCAACGAAUUGCCAUGCACAAAUUAAUACAAUGCAUUUGCUUCGAUGCUGAUCACGAUAACCGCAUUAAUCUAGUGAUUCUAGAACAACUUAACGAAGCCGACCAUGGUCUAGCUCACCUUCUACAAACAAGUAACGACUCUUGCGCCAAUCAAAUCUGUCAAGAAAUUGGAGAAGCUUUUUAUAAAUUGGAGGAAGAAGCUCGCGCACGCUCACAGGCCGAACGCCAGCGCAGAGAAGCCGCCAAGAAGGAACGUGAACGAAUAAAACGCCAGAAAAGUACAGAAUCCGCCAACAAAGUGUAG